Molecule: messenger RNA, 639 nt
Organism: Zymoseptoria tritici IPO323
Lineage: Eukaryota; Fungi; Ascomycota; Dothideomycetes; Mycosphaerellales; Mycosphaerellaceae
Exons: 2
Source: RefSeq, a predicted model, not a curated record
CGGACCGCAAUGCGUCUCUUGAACGUCCACACCUUGGCCUUCCACUCCUUUCACUCCGCCAGCACACCCAGAUAUGCUAUCGCUUCGCACAGAUGGGUCGCAGGCACCGAGGCCGCGAUCAAGGAUGUGGAGAAGCAACGGAACACGGAGUCUCUAGGCUAUCAGAAGGUGCUCCGCUUCCUGCGGUACGUGCGAGAACAUGUGCCCGGAGUGGAAUGGCUUUGGAUCGACACUUGCUGCAUUGACCAGAAGAGCAGCCAGGAAGUCUCGGAAGCGGUGAACUCGAUGCUCAAGUAUUACUCGCGGGCGGCCGUAUGCUUGGCUUAUUUGAGGGACGUGUCGCAUUGCUCACUUGAAGCCUUUGAGACGAGUGAGUGGUUCACCCGAGGAUGGACUUUGCAGGAGCUACUAGCACCGUCCCUUGUCAUUUUUCUGUCAAAUGAUUGGAACAGCAAAACGCUCAGCCUCGAGCAGAAGUUCACCUGGAUGGAGGGACGAACAACCACGCGCGAGGAGGACAUGUCUUACUGCCUCUUUGGCAUUUUCGAAAUCGCCAUUGGAUCCAAUUACGGCGAAGGACUGGAGAAUGCAAGGAAGCGUCUGCUCAAAGCCGUCACUGAAGCCGCGGCGGAGAAAUCU